Penicillium chermesinum is the source of this 1359-nucleotide messenger RNA. RefSeq names its product MFS transporter. The transcript is spliced from 3 exons. Gene Ontology annotation, molecular function: transmembrane transporter activity. Bases 1 to 1359 code for a protein of 452 amino acids. Gene Ontology annotation, cellular component: membrane. Lineage: Eukaryota; Fungi; Ascomycota; Eurotiomycetes; Eurotiales; Aspergillaceae. The record is from RefSeq and is a predicted model, not a curated record. Gene Ontology annotation, biological process: transmembrane transport.
AUGAAUACCGGCGAAACACAGGAUGUCACCCUCGAGCUCGCCAGCCGCGGGUGUAACACGACUGCGCUCGCCAAUUCGCCCAGUCCCGACGACACGCCGCCGUCACACGCCGUCAAUAUAGCACCACGGUGGAACCAAUCAAGGCGAACGAUCUGGCAAGUCACCGCAGCAUGCUUGUGCGCCCUCGUUAUGGGCGCCAACGAUGCUGCAUACGGUGCCAUCAUCCCUUAUGUACGUCAAGCCCUUUCCGCCCCAGCGAAACCAAGACGAGCAACUAAUGCCGUUCCAACUGCUCAGCUAGAGCUGUACUACCACCAAAGCUACACAAUAAUCUCUCUGGUCUUCCUCUCCCCCUUUGUGGGGUACACCAUCGCCGCAUUCGGUCUCAGCCAUGCAAUCCACCAGCACUUUGGGCGGCGCGGGAUCGCCGUCGUUGGACCUGCCUGCCAUCUCAUGACAUUCAUCGUGCUCUCCGUCCAUCCCCCUUCCCUCGGCCUGCAGAACGCAGCCUGGAACGUGUGGAUCGGCAACAUGGCGAACUCCAACGAAGUCCUCGGCUUCUUCCACGGCUUCUUUGGCGUCGGCGCGACCAUCAGCCCUCUGGCUGCAACGAGUCUGAUCACGAAAGCCGGGUGGGAGUGGUUUGAUUUCUACCAUCUGAUGAGCUCCCUCUAUGCUACAGCCGCCUUCUGGCCCGAAACAGGCGUUAAGUUCCGCGACGAGAACCCUAGCUCGUCCCGAGGCGGCGCCCUCCCCCAGACCCGCCUUUCGCUCACCUACAAAGCGACCUGGAUCUGCGCCACCUUCCUGUUCCUAUAUGGCGGCGUCGAGGUCGGCAUCGGCGGCUGGAUCGUCGUCUUCAUGACCGAUGUACGACACGGGGGCACUUUUGCCUCCGGCAUGACAGAAACAGGCUUCUGGCUGGGUGUCACGGUAGGUCGAUUUGUGCUGGGCUUCGUCUCGCCGCGGGUGGGCGAGAAGCUGUCCAUUGCGCUGUACAUAGUGCUUGCGAUUGUGAUGGAGCUGCUUUUUUGGCUGGUGCCGCAGUUUAUCGUCUCCGCUGUUGCGGUCUCGCUGGUGGGGUUCUUCUUGGGGACGAUCUUCCCGUGUGUGGUGGUUGUCGCGACCCGGAUCCUGCCCAAGGAUAUCCAUGUUGCGGCUAUUGGGUUUGCGGCGGCUUUUUCGAUGGGGGGUGCUGCGGUCUUUCCUUUUUUGAUUGGUGCUAUUGCGCAGGCCGAGGGGGGUGAGUAUUUUGCAGCCCAUUCUGCUGGCGAUGCUUGCGGUGGCGCUGGUGAUUUGGGGGACUUUGAUGAGGGCUCCGACGGUCGAGCCAGCGCAUCAGGUUUGAGGUGUCUGUAA